This is a messenger RNA of Penicillium roqueforti, 801 nucleotides long. RefSeq lists its product as uncharacterized. The record is from RefSeq and is a predicted model, not a curated record. Bases 1 to 801 code for a protein of 266 amino acids. The transcript has a single exon. NCBI's taxonomy places the organism in Eukaryota, Fungi, Ascomycota, Eurotiomycetes, Eurotiales, Aspergillaceae.
AUGAGGCCAACUCCGACUCCAACAUCGACAUCACCAUCGCGGCUCCUCCAACUCCCAGCCGAACUCCGGCUCAAGAUCUACGAAUAUGCACUAGACGUACCCAAUGAUUACCUAGUCAGCAAGCCAAUGAUCGUGCUCGCCGAUCACGGCAACACCUUCACAGCUCGCGGCCAAUACCGCGCAAUCUCAAUGAGUCCUCACUGGGUUGGCGAAGACGGCACCGCGCGCAAGCUAUUAGCGGUGAACCGCCAACUCCACGACGAAGCCGAAGACUAUCUAUACUCAACACACACGCUCUUCCUCCGCAACUCCUUCAAUCUCGACCGAUUAGCAGAGUUCCUGGACACGCUCAGCGCAACCGCCCGCGCCCGCAUCCGCAGCGUCGGCUUCGAGAUCUUCUUCUUCGUGCACACGCAGACCGGCGUGCCGAAGCGCACGCUAAAACAAUACGAGGCCGCGGGACGGCUUCUAUCCGAGAAGCUUCCGAUGUGGAAUAGCGUGCUGCUUUAUCUCGAUCCACGCUACUAUUAUCCGUCUGCGAACGUGGGUGGUCGGGAUCUCACGGCCCGGGGGGUAUUCGACCUUGCGACGCGCUUUGGCGCUUUGUGCAAAGAUGUCAGCUUCUAUCCGUUGCCGAAUGGCGAUCAGCAUCUGCUGGAUGAGGCGCAGCAGUUUGUUUGGCGCAGUCGGUCGCCGAUGAGACAGUCGGAUCGGUCUAUUAAGGGGUGUUCUGCUUGGUCUUUGGAUUUCAAGAAACAAAUGGUGCCAAGCCGGCUGCGGCCCACCUCGUCUGUUCUCUGA